Messenger RNA from Bradysia coprophila, 5635 nucleotides. Its product is annotated as kinesin-like protein CG14535. The record is from RefSeq and is a predicted model, not a curated record. Gene Ontology annotation, biological process: microtubule-based movement. Gene Ontology annotation, molecular function: microtubule binding; microtubule motor activity; ATP binding. Lineage: Eukaryota; Metazoa; Arthropoda; Insecta; Diptera; Sciaridae.
CGUUUGACAUUCGAACGAUGUGAACGUGUGUAUAAAUUCACUUCGAAUGGUAUAGUUUCGUGCAUGAGCGACAAGCGGCGGUCGAUGUUUUUUGUUCGAUGUGAGACGGUUAAUUUUCGAUUUGUUAUGAAAGAAAAUGUGAAUUAAUACUGGAAUUUGCAUUGGGCGCAUCCGAAUAUAAAUCAUAAUUGGCGAUUUCAAUUUGAUCGGAAAAGAAGUACUAUAGCAAACUGUAGACGAUGUGUGUUUGUUUACAUAAAGUUAUUAUUGUUUGUUAUGUUGGUGUCGACUCAAUUAAUUUAACACGAAUACCUACCAUAAUCUAUCCGUAAUUAAAAAUUGAAAUUGUCAAUUAAAUGUUGAUAAGAUUUGAUAAAGAGAUAUCGAAUAUAUAGACAUUCCGAGUCGAACUUUAUAUGCGGGACUUUGUGUUCAUUUUUACUUCGUUUUUUUUUUAAUUCGAAAUAUGAGGAAAUUCGAGUGUGUAGAGUGUAUGUUUUAAAGUGUUAAUGGAAUAAUUUAGUAAAUACCUUGGAUAAAAAUCUAUGACAAAAAAAGUGUCAUAAUGAAUAGCCGAGCAUCUUCGAAUAGGCCUCAGUUGCCACUGCCUAGUCGACGAAGACCACCGACUAGAAUAGCAACACCCACUGUGCAACGGCAAUCAUACAUAGAAACUGAAUCUAAUAUACUGAGGAUCAACAUUCCCGGAAAUACUCAAGCCACACCAGUAUUCGCUUCGGUACAUCGUCCACGUCAGUCCAGUAUUUCAGCAAUUCAACGGGAAAAUCAGCAGCAAAGAUAUGCGUCACAAAUGCAGCAACAAUACAAUCAGCAUUCGGAAUUUGCAAUAACAGGACAAUUUAUGGAAAAUAAUCGUUACCAGCAUUCGAUGGCUGUGACGAUACCACAUCCACAAAAAAAUCAAUUGCAACAGAUGCAGCAAUCGUAUCACCAUAAUCAACUACUACAGAAUCAACAGAAUCAUCAGCCAAAGUUAAUUUUAUCGCAACAACAACAACAGCAAUCAAAUAGUCGUAUGUCGUCUACGCCGUCAACGACGACGGCACCAACAUCAGCACCAACAAAUUUUAAUCAAAUUUCGAAAACGGCUACAAGUUUGUUAAAUGAAAUUUAUGAAAAGCACUUGUUGAGCCAGACAACAUUCGAAAAUGUUAAUGCUCCCACCGUCAAUAUUUAUAGAGGAAUCACAGCUGGUGCAGCACAACAAUCGGAUGCUGAUCAUAAUUUUAACAAUUUAUGUCAUCAGGUAUCUCCUUCGCCCAUUCAUCAACAGUAUCACCAUCCACGACCGCAACAGCAGCAACAACAACAAAGACAUAAUGUUGAACUAAAUGUGCAGCGAAAUGGCUUGAAUUAUGCGAAUAAUGCGGGUGAACAUUUUGGGAGUAGUAGUGGUGGAGGUGGAGAGUUGAUGCUUCAAAGAAAUUGUAAAACGCGAAUGCCAAAGCGAACUAAUGAAAAUUUGCCCCCGAAAGUGCAGAAAAACGCGAAAUAUUUAUGUGAUAGUAAACAAAGCAUUGCAAGUGGUAGAAAAUAUCCUUUGGAUGGUAGCGAGCCCAGUUUGUAUGAAAUAAGUUAUGUGCAACGGAGCAAAAUGGACGUGAAUUUAUUUUAUGGUGGUUCGGAUCUUGGUGCUAUGCAAAGUAAACAAUUCACUAGUGACAUUAAUGGUAAAAUAAGUGUCCGUACUGAGCCGGUCGGUGGAAAUUUUUAUCAGGAAAAUUUGUACGGUGGAUGCAAUGGCAUCGGUAAUAUUGGUGGUGUUGGGAUGAGUGUUGGCGCUGGAAAUGGUGUCGUCGGUGGUGCUGUGAACAACAAAUAUGAGAACCGAAAUAGUAAAAUUAAUAUAAUGCUAGAGACAUCAGAGGCAAUGGCGCAGGCUGUUCGUUUUGCCAGGGCUGCUCAGCGACUAGCGAAUAAUAAUGCUGCUCCAAAGACACGAGUUCCCGACAUGCCAACAACGGAAAGGGGUGGAUAUUGUGGAGCAUUACAACGUGCUCCGCCAGCAAUGCCAGCGGGUCUGGCAAGACGAUUGGCCAAUAAAGAUAACUUUGGAAUGGGCAAGGUAAAGGUCAUGUUACGCAUUGCCGAUAGUCAACCGGAUGUAGCGAAUCAGCAUUUCAUGUGCAUCGACAAGAAGAAACGUCAAGUAACGCUGACAGAUCCGGCCACAGCAGUUUCCAGCACCUCAACGGCUGCAUCAUCACAAGAACGAGGACCGAUGGUUGCCGCACCAAAAAUGUUUGCUUUCGAUGGGCUUUUUACAUGCGACGAUACGCAGGCGGAUGUAUGUUCAUCGGCGUUAUCUGAAGUUAUACCUGCUGUGCUUGAAGGUUCAGAUGGAUGCUUAUUGACUUUGGGAUAUCCUCAAGCUGGACAAUCAAAGACGAUGUUUGGAUCGGUUUCAUCAGCUGGAGAUCUUGGCGCCAUACCAUGUGCCAUUUCUUGGUUAUUUAAAGGAAUCAACGAAAGACGGCAAAAAUCAGGUGCACGAUUUUCGGUUAGAGUCAGUGCAUUGGGUGUCAAUGCAACGAAACCUGGCUCUUCAUCCAAAGACUUACUGGCAGCACAUAAAACAGAAUCAGACGAAUCGCCCAGCAGUUAUUUGCGUGACGAUUUUCUGGGUGGACCCACCGAACUUCGAGCACCGACUGCGGAACGAGCAGCACUGUUCUUGGACGCAGCACUAUCGGGUCGUCAUCAAGGUGUUUUAGAUCCGGCGCUCAUAUUCACCCUCCACGUGUACCAAUACUCUUUGGGUGGCAAAGGUGCUGUUGCGGGCGGUAGAAGUCGUUUACAUUUAAUCGAUUUGGGAGGAUGUGCCAACCGAAAUGGUGGCAUUCCAUUAUCGGGAGUCGGAAAUGUUUUAUUAGCAAUUCUCAGUGGCCAAAGGCAUCCACCGAAUCGAGAUCAUCCGUUGACUCCAUUACUGAAAGACUGUUUAGCUCCAUUAACUUGUCAUGUGUCCGUUUUGGCACAUGUAUCACAUCGACAGAAUCACACAGACGCACUAACCACUAUACAGUUAGCUUCUAGAAUUCAUAGAUUACGUAGAAGAAAGCAUAGAUUUCCAUUGUCAUCUGAUAAGUUAGGUGUUAAUAAUACAGGUAACCAAUCAGGAUCUUCUGAGGGUCCAGAUCCAUCAAGUUCAGACCUUUCGGCUGAUACUGUAAUUUAUAUGGGCCCAAGUGAUGAUGCCACAGACGGCGAACAUCCUCCGGUCUAUUUACCGUCGCUUAGUUCUGGUGAUAAUCGAUGUUCAAUGAACAAGGCUCUUAAGGGAUCGGUCGUCGAGAAAGCGAGCAAACUUCCUUUAAAGAAAACAACGACAAAACCUCAAAGUCCUGUGCCAGCCCAACGAACUGAUAGUCUUAAGCGUAGAACGGUAUCGAACUCUAGUCCCGUGCCAUGUGAUGUUCCUCAACAAAAUAUUUCUGCAUAUCAAUACGGCUGUUCGCAAGCCGCUCAAAAUCCCGGACCAAUGCCAAAUUCUCCGAAAAUGAUAGCAGCAGCAUAUCGUAAUGUAGGUAUAAAUAAGGGUUCAAACGUACCAACGCCAAAAGGUUCGCCGUUGCGACGACCAAACACCAGCAAUCAGGGAAGUCCAAAACGGCACGUGAACAGCGAAGAGGAGCAAUGGGUUGAUGGUCCAAGGUUGUCAAGAUCCAAAGUAGCGGAAGCACGACAUUUGCUACGAGAAAUCAAUCACGUCAAACAGCGUGAGCAGUGGAUCGAUGGACCAAAAAUGUCUCCAGCUAAAACGUUGGUCGCUGGCGCAUUACCCGGAAGUUCAACGCCCGGCUACGGUUAUAUGGAUAGUCAUAAAAAGAUUAUGAUUCGUCAAUGGGUUGAAAACCAGACAUCUCAGAUCUUUCAGCCGAGCGCCAGCAGUUCACCACAACAUCAGUCCAGUCAUCAAGCAAAUGCAAAUUUGCAACUAUUCCGGAAUCCUCAACCAGAAUUUGAUCGAAUUUCCAUUGGAUCUUCGUCGCACGUUGGUGACUUGGUCAAUGGAUUGAACAGCAUGCCAGUAGUGAACACCGGUGAAAAUGCAAUUCGAGUGGAACUGAAACAUUCACAAGAUCAAUGUGACGAAAAAUCCGAACGAUCGACAUCAUCCGCUUUAAAUAAGCACAACGACUCGCAGGAAGAAGAAGAUCAAGAUAGUGGCCCGUCGGAAGUGCCACCCGCUUUACCGCUACUAGAACCGUUAGGUUCCCGAGAGAUAUCGCAUGACAGCUUGCAUAUGAUGUGUUCGCGACAUGUGUCUCGUGAAAGUUUGGGCAUUGCCAGUCAUCAGAGCCAUCAAACUCAUCAUACACUUGCCAGUCAUCAGAGUCAUAUGAUUCAUGUAAGAGAUUGCGGCCUCCAAGUUACUGAAGACGACAUCGUUAAAGCUAUGGGCGACCACCCACUGAGUAUUCUAAGUCAAGGCAAUGUGUCAGUAGUCUCAAGUUUCAACAACUUAGGAGAUGCGUUUGGUGAUUGCAGUAAUGGUGACAGAACGAAACAUCAAUUUGAUCAAUUGGCGCGUCUUCGAGAAAUUUACACCUCACAACUAGCCAUGGCUGAAGUAGUUCCUGCGUUUCGCAUCAACGAUGCAUGUAGUGUGUUUAGUGAACCGGCCUAUCGAUUUAUUGCCGGUCCAGGUAGUGUAUGCUCUGAACCAGCCUAUCGACCGCCAAGCCCACGAUGCAGUGGUUGCCGACAAUCGAUUGGCCUAUCGCGAACACCCAGUCAAAAUUCACUUCCCAGUUUGAAUGGCAUCGUAACGAUAGCUGGAAUGGAGCAAUACGCAUCAUUACGCCAUCCGGAUGGUGCAUCUGAUCCGAAUUUACAACAAAAGUCUGAACAAAAUUCUUCCGUACAAAAUAUUGACGAAACGACCGAACUUCUCCACAAACCACCGUCUAUAGAUUUAAGUGAACACAAACUGCUGCAUUCAGAUACGCAAAUGCUUGCAACAAAGCAUCAGUUACAACAACAACAGCAGCAGCAGCAGCAGCAACAACUACAACAACCACAACAACAAUUACCUCCACUGCCAUUGUCCACACCGGAAGCAUACGAUAGUGGACACGAUUCGUCAACGCCCCGAACGUCGAAACAUUCCGGCAUAUCGAGACGUGCGGAAAGUGGUUACCACAGUGUGGCAACGGUUCGUGACAGUGACGAAUCGAGUUAUGGUUCGGAAGCCUAUCGUGGACAACAACGAAUUACCGUCAAAAAGCGAGCUCGACAGGACAAGUCACUGUGCAAUUGGUUGAGAAAUCCGUUCACGUGUACAUAUCCUGAUACAGAGGGUGAGAUUAGCGAUUUUUAAUUAUUUUUUUUAAAUCAAAUUUAAUGAAAACAAAAAAUGAUUUGCCUUGCGUUUAUUUAAAUUAUAUAAAAUUUAGCUGCGAUGUGUCGAGUACUUUGUGUUUCUAAAAACAAAUUGAUUGAUUUUUGAUGCGCACAAUUUUAAAUAAUUGUUAAAGUGGAUGCAUUUUUAGCAUUUGUAUUAACGGAAACGAAUUCCGUUUUUCAUGAAUUAAUUUAUUUAUUUAUAGAAAUGGAAUUAUUGCUCUGGUUGUUGUUUUCUUUUUUUAACGACGAUGAAUUGUUACAUUGA